AUGCCUGAAGUCAGUCGACCUCGUUCCAAGAAGCAGUCCUCUGUUGACAGACGACCACAAGUUGAGACAGUACAUUCAAACGAUGAUGAUGACAGUUCCAGCGACGUUGAAGAUGAAGACGGAGACAUUCUCAAGUCGAACAACAGGGCCAAGCACCACACCGGUGUUGAGCUGCCCCCCAUAUCCCGCAAGCGGCCCCCUGAGCAGAUUCCAAUGAUGCGGCGGUUCUUCCCGGGAACUAGUGUCGAUACACUCAAGCGAACAAUGGAUGCCACUACCCAGUAUGGUACCAAGGGAGCUGUCCAAGGUCGUACUCUCCGAAGCCAGAUACUGUCGCCCAACCCGAUCCUCAACAUUCCGAGAAGGCAAGAGGAUGUGGCUACGGAUACUAUCUACGGCAGUGUCCCUGCGGUUGACGACAGAUCUGUGGCAGCCCAAUUCUUCAUUGGACGCACAUCCCACUACAGGUCAUUACACCCCGUUGGUACCAGUGACGCAAGCUAUGUCAAGACACUGAUGGACAACAUCCGAAGGUUUGGAGCAAUGAACUGCAUCAGGAGCGACAAUGCCCAGGCCCAGGCAAGCAAACGGGUCAAGGACAUCCUACGGACCUUUUGCAUCAACGACCGAACCUCUGAGCCAUACAGAGGGAAUCAGAACUAUGCAGAACACGGAUGGAAGGAUACCAAGACCAAGACACAGCUGGUGCUGGACACCAAGAAUGCACCAUCUAAGUGUUGGCUGACUGCUGGACAGUACGUGACCACCCUGCAGAAUCAUAUGGCAUAUGAGAGCCUUGGAUGGAGAACUCCCUUUGAGUGGUUGCAUGGGUACACGCCUGACAUAUCUGCACUUCUUCAAUUUGAGUUUUAUGAACCAGUCUACUAUCAGAAGUAUGACGCGAAAUUCCCACAGGACUCAACCGAGUGUGUGGGGAGGUUUGUUGGCGUCUCAGAGUAUGUUGGUCAUGGUAUGACGUACAAGAUUCUCACUGAGGACUUUGCAGCACACUAUUGA
This is a messenger RNA of Seminavis robusta, 1017 nucleotides long. Lineage: Eukaryota; Bacillariophyta; Bacillariophyceae; Naviculales; Naviculaceae. The record is from the annotation of a GenBank genome assembly.